Solanum verrucosum is the source of this 831-nucleotide messenger RNA. Its product is annotated as 1-aminocyclopropane-1-carboxylate oxidase homolog. Lineage: Eukaryota; Viridiplantae; Streptophyta; Magnoliopsida; Solanales; Solanaceae. The record is from RefSeq and is a predicted model, not a curated record. The transcript has 2 exons. The coding region runs from base 1 to 699 and encodes 232 amino acids.
AUGGUACUCUCUCGCACUGAUGAUUUUCAGGUCACAGUUGAGAAAAGUUAUGACAAAAUGAGUGAAUUAAAAGCCUUUGAUGAUACUAAGGCUGGUGUCAAAGGGCUUGUUGAUGCUGGCAUCACUAAAAUACCUCAAAUAUUCAUUCUACCACCAAAAAACAGGCCGGAGUUUUCGGAUACAAAUGAAACACAAUUCAUUUUCCCUGUGAUAGAUCUUGAAGGCAUCGACGAGGACCCCAUCAAGCAUAAAGAGAUUGUGGACAAAGUGCUGAGGACCCCUCAGCCAGAACUCGCGAUAGGUACCAACAAACACUCUGAUAAUGAUUUUAUCACCGUACUUCUACAAGAUCAUAUCGGAGGACUUCAAGUGCUUCAUCAGAAUCAGUGGGUUAAUGUUCCUCCUACACCUGGUGCGCUUGUUGUGAACAUCGGAGAUCUUCUGCAGCUUAUAUCAAAUGACAAGUACAUAAGUGUUGAGCACAGAGUAAUGGCAAAUAAAGUUGGACCAAGAAUAUCAGUGGCAUGCUUCUUCUACACAGGUUCAAUGCCAUCUUCCAAGCUUUAUGGACCGAUUACUGAAUUGUUAUCGGAAGAUAAUCCUCCAAAAUAUCGCGCAACCACAGUGAAAGACUACCGUGACUACUUCCGUAAAAAAGGCCUAGAUGGAACUUCUACAUUGUCACGUUACAGGAUCUAAUCCUAAUGUAACAAUUCAAUUUAUGAUAAGAACUGAGAACUUUACUUUCGAUGCUUGUUUGGAUGGUUAUUACCUAUUGUAUUGUAUCAUAUUGUUACUUUAAAUACAAUGUUUGUUUGUAUUGUUACUUAA